UUAAAUUGUAAUUAAUUAUGAGUUAAAAAUGUUUAAGUGCUGAAAGAAUGAGGGUUAGUAUACGGGGAUAUAUGUUUUGCGAUUCGCCGAAAUUAUAAUUGAUUUUAUUACAUUUAAUGAGUAUUUUCGCAUAAAAGACGGAUUAUUACUCGAGUAAAAUUAAUAGUGUUGUGUCAGUUAAACGUCUUAAAAAUGUUUUCUUGUGACAAGUGUGAAAAAGUGUACGUUGCCAAAAACUGUUUGAUGAGGCAUAGGAAAAUCCAUGAUGGUAUACGAUUUAAGUGUUAUUUAUGCCCAUCUACUUUUUCGGACAAAUGCGGACUUGUACGCCAUGUUCAAAAGAUACAUCACCUCGUAAAGUAUGGUGUGGACUAUAAUAUUGCUAUAGGAAAUCAUGCUGAUUCGAGGGCUAUGUCAACGAGUGAAAAUGUAAAUGAUACGGAGAGAAUGCAGGCGGGCCCCAGUGUAAUUAGUCCUAAACGUCGCAAACAAUGCAACACUGACAAUACGAUUAAAUGGGUAAAGGUGAAACGAUUACAAGAAAUUAUGACGAGCGGUUUUCAUAAAAUGAGUGAAUCAUUAAAUAGUCAAAUUUUAUGGUUUUACAAAAAGAAUAUUGAAAAUGUAGCCGAGUAUCAAUAGAAACCCAUAAAAUUAUUGAAACAGUUUAAUAUUCAAACGACGCCUAAAAUAUAUAAAGGUAAUAAAAGCAGUAGGCCUGGGGAAGUACUCAAUCGUGUCAUGUAUUACGUUACUGAAAUGGCGUUAAAAAUUGAAGAGUAGCUCAGGACGAACAUUGAUAUUUGUAUGACACAUGAAGAAACUGAAGAACAUAUAAUGAAAACCUGCUGUGACUUGUGUAAAGGUACUUUUACAGAGAAAAAUCAUUAAGUAGCAGACCAUGAUCAUUUGACAGGUAGUUUUAGAAAAACGCUAUGUAACAAUUACAAUUUAAAAUUAACAACGCCCAAGUUUGUUAACGUAUAUUUUCAUAAUCUCAGCUCGUACGACGGACACCUUUUAGUUAAAGCCCUUGGAAGAGACACUAGUAGAAUCAAUGUAAUACCCGCUACAGAAGAAAAAUAUAUUUCUUUUUCAAAGUUUGUUUCAAACAAUUUUUCGCUAAGGUUCAUUGAUACAUUUCGUUUUAUGGGUACUAGUUUAGCGGCUCUCGCUGAAAAUUUGCGCGCCGCCGACAUAAAAUUAUUCGAAGAAACCGCAAAAGCGUUUUCAUCGGACGGCGACAUUGAUUUGGUGACCCAUAAAGGCGUGUUCAUACACCUCCAGCUGGAAUGUACUCGAAAAAAAACAAAUUGCCGUCAAAAGCCGAAUUUUAUAAUAAACUGUCAGAAACACAUAUUGACGAUGCCGAAUACAAACACGCACAAAACGUUUGGCAACAUUUCAAUUGUAAAACGCUCGGUGAGUACUCUGAUCUGUACCUGAAAACUGACGUAACAAUACUUUCGGACGUUUUUACGAAUUUUCGCAAGUUAUGUCUACUAAAAUAUAAAUUGGAACCGGCUGGUUUUAUUUUACGAGUCCCGGUCUGUCUUUUGACGCUAUGUUGCUGCAUACGGUCGUUUCACUAGAUCUCAUGAGCGAUUAUGAACAGCAACUUUUUAUUGAGAGAGGAAUACGGGGAGGAACGACAACUUCGGUGUUGAAACAUGCCAUAGCCAACAAUGAAAAGACGCCUCAUUAUGAUAUCAAACAACAAAAAUCUGAAAUUAUAUAUUUGGAUGUCAAUAAUUUGUAUGGUUGGAGUAUGUCUCAACAUAUGCCAUGUGGUGACUUUAAGUGGUUAGACGUGGACGACGAAACAAAAAUUUUAAAGACUGUGGAAGAGUUACCUGCGGAUUCUCCUAUAGGAAUGGCCCUUGAAGUGACGGUGUCGUACCCGAAAGAGUUACAUGAUGCCCACAACGAAAUGCCGUUUCUACCUGAACGAAAAUGUCCGCCUAAUUCACGGGUCAAAAAACUGUUGUCUACUUUCGAUCGGAAAGAAAACUACGUUAUACACUAUUUAAAUUUAAAACAGGCUAUGGCAAACGGAUUAAAAGUAGAAAAGGUGCAUAAGGUGUUACAAUUUAAGCAGUCGGCCUGGCUAUCAAAAUAUAUACAACUCAACACGGAGAUGAGACAGAAAGCCAAAAAUGAUUUUGAAAAAGACUUUUUUAAAUUAAUGAACAACGCUGUUUUUGGUAAAAUGAUGGAACGUGUACAAUUUAGAACGCAAAUGGAAUUGGUCAAUAAUCCUAAACGAGCGGCUAAAUUAAUUAGAAAGCAUAAUUUCAAACAUUGUACAACGUACAGUGAAAAUUUAUCAGCGUUUGUAUUGGAAAAGAAAAUUAUCGAUUUUUGUAAACCAGUAUACGUAGGUUUCGCAAUUUUAGAAAUUAGUAAAACUCUGGUAUACGAUUUCCAUUAUAACGUAAUGAAGAAAUAUUUCAAAGACCGUGCUUGACUAUUAUACGGUGACACAGAUUCAUUAGUGUACUUAUUGUGGAUGAUGACUUUUACGCGGUGGCAAAGAAAAAUUCUGAUCUAAUGGCUAGACUUGACACUUCAGGUUUGCCGAGCAGUCACCCGUGUUAUUCAAACGCUAACAAGAAGGUGCCUGGUUUGUGGAGUGACGAAGCGCCGGGGAAAUCUA
Messenger RNA from Daktulosphaira vitifoliae (grape phylloxera), 2656 nucleotides. RefSeq lists its product as uncharacterized. NCBI's taxonomy places the organism in Eukaryota, Metazoa, Arthropoda, Insecta, Hemiptera, Phylloxeridae. Gene Ontology annotation, biological process: DNA replication. The coding region runs from base 1565 to 2467 and encodes 300 amino acids. The transcript has 8 exons. Gene Ontology annotation, molecular function: DNA-directed DNA polymerase activity; nucleotide binding; DNA binding. The record is from RefSeq and is a predicted model, not a curated record.